CCCUUUCGCAUCGAAGUCGUCUCCUGUUCUCUUUCACUCGCCAUUUUGUGUCUCUCGCUUUCUUUCUCGUCUUUCUAUAUCAAUAUCAAUGCUGGAUCCUUAACCUAUUCGACCCGUUCAUGUCUAGCACAAUGGAAACCCGUUUCAGAUCCGGUUUUUGUGUUUUCAUCAUUCUGCUGUGUGUGAGCUUUUCUGGGAUUGUUUCCGUUUGUGGCGAGAGUCGACGACCCAAAAACGUGCAGGUUGCUGUUCGGGCUAAGUGGGAGGGUACUCCUGUUUUAUUGGAAGCCGGUGAAUUGAUAUCUAAGGAGUGGAAAGAUCUGUAUUGGGAGUUCAUUGAAGUCUGGCUUCGUGCAGAGGAGAAUGAAUCUGACUCUCAUACAGCAAGAGGUUGCCUCACAAGAAUUGUGAAACAUGGACGGACACUAUUAAGUGAUCCACUGGCAUCACUUUUUGAGUUUUCUCUUAUUCUGAGAUCAGCAUCCCCAAGAUUGGUGCUUUACCGACAAUUAGCAGAGGAGUCUCUUUCUUCUUUCCCUCUUUCUGAUGAUGGUAUUUCAAACAAUGAUAGUGGAGGAAUUGCAGAAUCAAAUGAGGAAAAUGAAAGUAAAAGGUCAGAUCAUUUGCUUGUUGGUAUAAAUCCUAAGAGCCCAGGUGGAAAAUGUUGCUGGGUGGAUACUGGUGGAGCAUUGUUCUUUGAUGUUGCAGACUUGCUACUGUGGCUUCACAACCCCGCUAAACUUGCAGGAGACUCAUUUCAGCAGCCCGAACUAUUUGAUUUUGAUCACAUCCAUUUUGAUUCUCAUACUACAAGUCCAGUCGCUAUUCUGUAUGGAGCUCUUGGAAGUGAUUGUUUCAGGCAAUUUCAUGUGACACUGGUUGAAGCUGCUAGACAGGGGAGGAUAAAAUAUGUAGUUAGGCCAGUUUUACCGUCUGGAUGUGAAGAAAAAGUUGGCAAUUGUGGUGCUAUUGGUGCCAAGGACUCCUUAAAUUUGGGUGGUUAUGGCGUUGAACUUGCAUUGAAGAAUAUGGAAUAUAAGGCUAUGGAUGAUAGUGCUAUUAAGAAAGGUGUCACUUUGGAAGAUCCACGGACUGAAGAUCUUAGCCAAGAAGUUAGAGGGUUCAUUUUUUCCAAAAUACUGGAACGCAAACCUGAGUUUACAUCUGAGAUAAUGGCUUUCCGAGACUAUCUACUUUCAUCAACAAUCUCUGAUACACUUGAUGUUUGGGAACUAAAAGAUUUAGGACAUCAAACAGCACAAAGAAUAAUACAUGCCUCUGAUCCUUUGCAGUCAAUGCAGGAAAUCAAUCAAAAUUUUCCUAGUGUGGUUUCUUCUUUGUCUCGUACGAAGCUUAGUGAUUCAGUGAAAGAUGAAAUAACAGCAAACCAGCGAAUGAUUCCUCCGGGCAAGGCCUUAAUGGCUCUGAAUGGUGCUUUAAUCAAUAUCGAGGAUAUUGACCUCUAUCAGUUGGUAGACAUGGUCCAGCAGGAGCUGUUAUUGGCUGAUCAGUUUUCAAAACUGAAGGUUCCUCAUAGUGCGAUCCGGAAACUCUUGUCAACUAUGUCUCCUCAGGAGUCAAAUAUGUUCCGUGUUGAUUUUCGAUCAGCUUAUGUUCAUUAUCUCAAUAACUUGGAGGAGGAUGCUAUGUAUAAGAGAUGGCGAAGCAAUAUAAAUGAGAUUUUGAUGCCUGUCUUUCCUGGGCAACUACGGUACAUCCGCAAGAACUUGUUCCAUGCAGUUUAUGUUCUUGAUCCAGCCACCAGUUAUGGUCUUGAGUGCGUUGAUAUGAUUAUAUCCUUGUACGAGAACAACUUUCCGAUGAGAUUUGGGUUGAUUCUGUAUUCUUCAAAGUUUAUCAAGAAAGUUGAAGUGGGUGGUGGUGAUGUCCAUUUAUCUGCUGUGGAGAAUGAGAGUCAAAAGGAGGAUAUAUCUAGCUUGACCAUACGUCUUUUCAUUUAUAUCAAGGAAAACUAUGGAAUUAAAACAGCUUUCCAGUUUCUAGGCAAUAUAAAUAGGUUACGCAUGGAAUCAGCAGAGUCUGCAGAUGAUUCUCCUGAGAUGCAACAUGUGGAAGGAGCAUUUGUUGAAACAGUUCUACCAAAAGUGACGUCUCCACCUCAAGAUAUAUUGCUAAAACUGGAAAAGGAGAAAACUUAUAAUGAGUUGUCAGAAGAGAGCUCCAUGUCAGUUUUUAAGCUGGGUUUGUACAAACUGAAGACUUGUCUCUUGUUGAACGGUCUUGUUUUUGAUUCUAGUGAGGAUGCUCUUAUGAAUGCCAUGAAUGAUGAGCUUCCUAGAAUACAAGAGCAAGUUUACUAUGGACACAUCAAUUCUCAUACGGAUAUUUUAGACAAAUUUUUGUCAGAAAGCAGUAUUAGCCGCUAUAAUCCUCAAAUCGUUGCUGAAGGCAAGGCCAAACCCAGGUUUAUUUCCCUGAGUUCAUCAAUUCUUGAAGAGGAGUCUGUGAUUAACGAUAUUAGCUACUUGCAUUCUCCUGACACAAUAGAUGACUUGAAGCCAGUAACUCAACUUCUAGUUGUUGACAUCACAACAGUCAGAGGGAUAAAGUUGCUUCGUGAAGGAAUUCUUUAUCUGAUUCGUGGGUCAAAAGUUGGUCGAUUGGGUGUUAUAUUCAGUGCCGACCAUGAUGCUGAUUUACCUGCUCUUCUUUUCAUGAAGGCUUUUGAAAUUACUGUGUCAUCUUAUAGUCAUAAAAAGAGUGUGCUGAACUUUUUGGAUCAUCUGUGCUUGUUCUAUGAGCAAAAUUACAUCCUUGCACCUUCUGUAGCAGCUGAAAGCAUAGCAUUUACAGACAAGGUCUAUGAGCUGGCUGUAGCAAAUGAACUGUCACUGAAGGCCUACAAAUCUGAUCUUCCUGAAUUUUCUGUUGACAUAAUGAGAAAACGUUUGAAUAAGGUUGUGCAAUUUUUGUACAGGCAACUAGGGCUUGAGGCAGGUGUUAAUGCAGUAAUUACUAAUGGAAGGGUGACAGUUCUGAAUAAUGAAGAGACCUUUUUGACGCAUGAUCUAAAUCUGCUGGAGUCUGUGGAAUUUAAGCAAAGAAUAAAGCACAUAGCAGAAAUUAUUGAAGAAGUACAAUGGCAGGACAUAGAUCCAGAUGUGCUAACAAGCAAAUUUGUUAGUGACAUUGUUAUGUCUGUUUCAUCUUCAAUGGCUUUGAGGGAUCGAAGUUCUGAAAGUGCUCGUUUUGAGAUUUUGAGUGCAGAACAUAGUGCUGUUAUUGUAGAAAAUGAAAAUUCCACUGUUCAUGUUGAUGCUGUAGUUGAUCCUUUAAGUCCAAUUGGUCAGAAGGUAGCCGCACUGCUUAGAGUUCUAAGGCAAUAUAUUCAACCAAGCAUGAGAAUUGUACUAAACCCUAUGAGUUCUCUUGUUGAUCUUCCUUUGAAGAAUUUCUACAGAUAUGUAAUACCGACCAUGGAUGACUUCAGCAGUAUUGAUUACACAGUCAAUGGCCCUAAAGCUUUUUUUGCAAAUAUGCCACUUUCAAAAACGCUUACCAUGAAUCUUGAUGUUCCUGACCCAUGGCUUGUUGAGCCUACUAUUGCUGUCCAUGACUUGGAUAACAUUUUACUUGAGAACUUGGGAGACACAAGGACAUUGCAGGCAGUAUUUGAACUUGAAGCUCUUGUUCUUACUGGUCAUUGUUCUGAGAAAGAUCAAGAUCCUCCUCGAGGCCUUCAGCUGAUUCUUGGAACUAAGAGUAUGCCCCACUUAGUUGAUACUAUUGUGAUGGCCAAUUUGGGUUAUUGGCAAAUGAAAGUCUCUCCUGGAGUAUGGUACCUUCAACUUGCUCCAGGUCGAAGCUCUGAUCUUUAUGUUCUGAAGGAAGAUGGAGGUGGAAGCCUUGACAAAAUUUUGUCAAAACGUAUCACCAUAAAUGAUUUAAGGGGAAAAGUAGUUCAUUUGGAAGUGGCAAAGAAAAAAGGCAUGGAGCAUGAGAAAUUGCUGGUUUCUAGUGAUGAUGAUAACCAUUCUCAUAGGAAAAAAAGAGGUACUCAUAAUCACUGGAACUCUAACCUUUUGAAAUGGGCUGCUGGUUUUAUCGGUGGUAGUGGACAAGCCAAGAAGGAUGAGAACACAUUAACGGAGCGUAGGAAGGGUGGCCGGCAAGGAAAGCCAAUUAAUAUUUUUUCUAUUGCUUCUGGACAUCUAUAUGAGCGGUUCCUGAAAAUCAUGAUUCUAAGUGUCUUGAAGAAUACCCAUCGUCCUGUAAAAUUUUGGUUUAUAAAGAAUUACCUUUCUCCUCAAUUUAAGGAUGUGAUUCCACACAUGGCACAAGAAUAUGGUUUUGAAUAUGAACUUAUCACCUAUAAAUGGCCUUCUUGGUUGCAUAAGCAGAAGGAAAAACAACGAAUUAUUUGGGCUUAUAAAAUUUUAUUCCUUGAUGUUAUCUUUCCUCUCUCUUUGGAGAAGGUUAUAUUUGUUGAUGCGGAUCAGGUUGUUCGAGCAGACAUGGGAGAGCUGUAUGACAUGGACAUAAAAGGAAGACCUCUUGCAUAUACACCUUUCUGUGACAACAACAGGGAUAUGGAUGGAUAUCGAUUUUGGAGACAAGGUUUCUGGAAAGAACAUUUACGGGGGAAACCUUACCAUAUAAGUGCCUUAUAUGUUGUUGAUUUGGUGAAAUUCCGAGAAACUGCAGCUGGGGAUAAUCUUAGGGUCUUCUAUGAAACUCUCAGCAAGGAUCCAAAUAGUCUUUCCAAUCUGGAUCAAGAUCUGCCGAAUUAUGCUCAGCAUAACGUACCCAUCUUUUCGCUCCCCCAAGAAUGGUUGUGGUGUGAAUCAUGGUGUGGUAAUGCCACAAAAUCCAAGGCAAAAACUAUUGAUCUUUGCAACAAUCCAAUGACAAAGGAACCCAAGCUUCAGGGUGCAAAAAGAAUAGUUUCUGAAUGGGUAGAUCUAGACUCGGAGGCAAGACAAUUCACUGCAAAAAUCUUAGGUGAUGAAGUGGAUCCUCAAGAGCCUGCAUCUCCCAAUGCAUCACAGACCUCGGUGACAGAUGACUUAUCGACAGAAGACAAGGAAUCCAGGGCAGAAUUGUGAUAGACAUAUACAUAAUUUCAGCUGCAGUUCAUGAGCACAAUCUUUCUUAGAGGUUAGGCUUAUCACUUAUCAGAUACAUCUUCCCUUUGAAAACUUACCAUAUUAACCAGAAAUGUGGAUGGUAAGGAGAAAUUUUGGGCGAUUUUUCUUGCAAGUGUAAAACCAAGCUAGUUAUAACAGAUAUUGCUGCAACUACAUAUUGGUUUAUCAACACAGUAGUACUUGUAAUACUAACUGAUGAAAUCUGUAGAACUGAAUAGCUUCCACCAUUAUUCUGAUCUGCCCUUGGUUCUAAAAAGCCAGUAGAGUAGAUGCCUGAGUUUUGGAAGAGAGAUUCUAUUUAUAGCUAAAUUAAGUGCAAUUGAGGAUUUUGUUGGGUGUACAAUGCAAGGAUGACAAUAGUGAAAGCCAGAACCUGAUUCUCUUUUAUAAUGGCUUUUUGUUGAGAAUUAGUACCA
Manihot esculenta (cassava) is the source of this 5524-nucleotide messenger RNA. Its product is annotated as UDP-glucose:glycoprotein glucosyltransferase. The transcript is spliced from 37 exons. Bases 120 to 5066 code for a protein of 1648 amino acids. Gene Ontology annotation, cellular component: endoplasmic reticulum. Lineage: Eukaryota; Viridiplantae; Streptophyta; Magnoliopsida; Malpighiales; Euphorbiaceae. The record is from RefSeq and is a predicted model, not a curated record. Gene Ontology annotation, molecular function: UDP-glucose:glycoprotein glucosyltransferase activity.